AGGCGACAUGCUGAAAAUCCGGAGGUUGGGCCCACCACUCGCGGUCCUCGAGAACGCGAUGCCGCACGUGAUGCCCGGUGGCCGCUGGUUUCCGACCGAGUGCACGGCCCGACACCGAGUGGCUUUAGUGGUGCCCUACCGGGACCGGCUCAGCAACCUUCAAGCGUUCCUGCAGCACAUGCACCCGUUCCUCCAGAACCAGCAGCUUGACUACGGUAUAUACCUCGUUGAACAGAACGGCACGGGAGACUUCAAUCGCGCGAAGCUCCUUAACGUGGGUUACGACAUAGCCAAGGCGAUGGACAACCACAGCUGCUUCAUAUUCCAUGACGUUGACCUGCUGCCGGAGAACAGGCGCAACGAGUACGCUUGCAAGGACGGUGGGCCGUUCCACAUGUCCGCCUGCACCGACAUCAUGAAAUACAAGCCGUUCUACGAGACCAUCUUUGGGGGUGCGAGUGCCGUGCGCAGCGAGCACAUGGAGAAGGUCAAUGGCUUCUCAAACGUGUUCUGGGGAUGGGGAGGUGAAGACGACGACAUGUCCAUCAGGCUGCGGUUCAGCGGCUUCAACAUUGUGCGUAAUAACUGCACUGUCGGCCGGUACACAGCGCUCAGACAUGGCGCCCAGCGCGCAAAUCCCAAACGAAUGAGGCUGAUCAGACGGUCCUUCUUUCGCAUAUACAAGGACGGCCUGAAUACGCUGAAGUACAGGGUGCUUGACAUCGUCUUCAAAAAGCUGUUCACCCACAUCAAGGUUGAUCUGUUUCAGAAAGUACUCACCAAGCCAACCGAAUGACAGAUUUUCACCCUCGUAGAGAGUGCGCCAUUUAUGCAAUAAUUUGUGAAUUGGUGCACUGUACAUAAAACUUAUGCGGCAAUAACUUUUUUAACCACUGCUACUCACUAUUAAACACUCAUUUCUAUUAGGAACGUCAUACGUUGCAGGCUAGUCUGGCACAAACGUGACUGACUACUUUUCAUCGAAUGCAUACGCACAUAAAGAAAUAAGUAUAUUACAAAUAAAAACUUGUGUGUUACUUGUAUGUUGUGGCAGUAACAUGCGGUUUUUCACAAACAGUACAAUGAAAAAAAAAAAACAAACAAGAAGCAAUGCAGAUCAAACACAAAAGACACUUAAAAGAAUAGACUGUUGGGCGAGUUGGUAAUUCGUGAUGAAAGGAACUAGCGCAAAAAAACGUAGGACUAGACGAAGAAGGCUACAGCACAAGCACAUUGCUGUAGCAAAGAAGGCUACAGCAAUGCACUUGUGCUGUAGCCUUCUUCGUCUCAUCCUACGUUUUUUUUGCGCUAGUUUCGUAACAAAAGACACCUUGUUGGCACUCAGUAACGAUCUUCUUUUACUUUUGCGAAAAACGGUAAUACUACUUGAACACAAAUAUCUUGGAGAACAAGAAAAUGUUGUGAAGAGCUUAUCUGUGAUACCUUUUUCCUUUGUAGGGAUAGUUAGUGGUACCAUUAUUUUCUCUAGAA
Messenger RNA from Rhipicephalus sanguineus (brown dog tick), 1491 nucleotides. RefSeq names its product beta-1,4-N-acetylgalactosaminyltransferase bre-4. Gene Ontology annotation, molecular function: N-acetyl-beta-glucosaminyl-derivative 4-beta-N-acetylgalactosaminyltransferase activity. Bases 8 to 796 code for a protein of 262 amino acids. Gene Ontology annotation, biological process: carbohydrate metabolic process; glycosphingolipid biosynthetic process. Lineage: Eukaryota; Metazoa; Arthropoda; Arachnida; Ixodida; Ixodidae. The record is from RefSeq and is a predicted model, not a curated record. The transcript has 5 exons.